UGUAGCCCCAGCAGUGCCACCUGUCAAUGCCUUGUGUCAGUGCUCAUCAGUGCCUUAUGUCAGUGCUCAUCAGUGCCUCGUGCCAGUGCCCAUCAGUGCUCAUCAGUGCUACAUAUCAGUGCCCAUCUGAGCUGCCUUUCAGUGUCACCCAUCAGCACCAGUCAGUGCCACCUAUCAAUGCCAAUCAGUGCCACCUAUCAGUGCCAUGCCCAUCACUGCCACCGAUCAGUGUCCAUCAGUGCAGCCUGUCAGUGCCCAUCAGUGCAGCCUCAUUAGCGCACAUCAGUGAAGGAGAAAAAUCACUUAUUUACAAAAUUUUAUAA
This is a messenger RNA of Staurois parvus, 323 nucleotides long. Lineage: Eukaryota; Metazoa; Chordata; Amphibia; Anura; Ranidae. The record is from the annotation of a GenBank genome assembly.